AUGCUGCCGAGGGCGGCGAUCAACGCAAACACCGAAGCCGCCGACGGCUCAGAGGCGCUGCGGGCGGCGCGGCGGCUGCGCGACGAGCUGGCGGAGCGUAAGGCGCGCAAGGUGGGCGAGGGCGGCUUCGGGCGCGUCUACCGCUGCGACGCGCUGCCGUCGCUUCCGCGCGUCGCUUGCGGGUUCGCCGUCAAGACGGCGCUGGUCGGUGUCGGCGCCCAAGGCCUCGCCGAGCUGCAGAGCGAGGUGCGCACGCUCAGCGCGGCAUGCCAACGGUCCUUGCUCCCUCUCCUCGGCGUCUGCUUGGCACCGGCGAGAGCGUGCCUCGUCUACCCCCUCUGCCGCGGCGGCAGCCUCGAGGACCGCCUCUAUCGCGCUCCAGCCGCGCUGCAGCGGCUCCGCAUGCUCGGCUUCGAGACGCCGCCUCCGCCGCUCUCCUCCGCCGCACGGCUCCGCGUGCUGCGCGACGCAGCGAGCGCGCUGCACUACUUGCACACGCUCUCUCCCAUGAUCCUGCACCGCGACGUCUCGGCGGGCAACAUCUUGCUCGACGAGCGCGGCAACGGCUACCUCGCCGACGUGGGCCUCGCGCGCGCGGCAGAGGCGACGGCCGGCGGCAAUGGACAGGUCUCGCACCUAUCGACGCAGCGCUUCGCAGCUCACUGA
Messenger RNA from Emiliania huxleyi CCMP1516, 666 nucleotides. RefSeq lists its product as hypothetical. The transcript has 4 exons. NCBI's taxonomy places the organism in Eukaryota, Haptophyta, Isochrysidales, Noelaerhabdaceae. Gene Ontology annotation, molecular function: ATP binding; protein kinase activity. The record is from RefSeq and is a predicted model, not a curated record. Gene Ontology annotation, cellular component: plasma membrane. Gene Ontology annotation, biological process: protein phosphorylation. The coding region runs from base 1 to 666 and encodes 221 amino acids.